AUGAUUCGAGAAGGUGGUGCAUCUACAGACUGUUUACACAGCCAGGUAAAGUCCACGGUGCCACAGAGGGUAAACAAUCGACCAGGCGUGAGCGUGGAUGGAACGAACUUCAGUCUAGAUGGGAAAAACGUAUCGUAUCGAUUCCAUGUUGGCGAUGACGGCGAUGUCUUGACAGACCAUUUCGGCGGCCGCACUGACGGGAAACUCCCUAACGACCCUUUACCCAUCGUGAAUGGAUGGUCCGGUAUGUCACAUCGGCUGCGUCGUGAAUUUCCAGAUCAUGGCCGAGGCGACUUCCGUAGCCCUGCGAUUCGAAUCUGUCAUAAUAACUCCCAUGCUAUAUUGUCAUUGAAAUAUCAGUCUCAUGAAGUGUUGGAUGGGAAGCCGGCACUAUCUGGGCUUCCUUCUACGUUCGGAAGCGAGGAAGAUGUUACAACUCUAGUUGUUCAUUUGUAUGAUGAUCAAAGUCACAUUGCCGCCGAUCUGUCAUAUUCUGUCUUCCCGAUGUAUGAUGCGAUCGUGCGAACUGUUUCCAUAACGAACAAAGGCACCGAUACAAUCACAGUCGAGGAACUUGCAAGUUUCAGUGUGGAUAUGCCUUAUGAUGACUAUGAGAUGAUAAGCCUCAGGGGCGACUGGGCAAGAGAAACACAACGACAACGACGACGAAUAGAUUACGGGGAACAAGGAUUCAAAAGUAGCACGGGAUUCUCGUCACACUUUCACAAUCCAUUUUUUGCACUCCUGUCGCCGUCCUCAACGGAAUCUCAGGGUGAUGCGUGGGGAUUCUCCCUAGUCUAUACGGGCUCAUUUGCCGUCAAUGUUGAGAAGGGCUCACAGGGCCUUACCCGGGCGUUGAUGGGUCUCAACCCUGACCAUUUAUCAUGGCCAUUAGGUCCAAACGAAAGUUUUACCUCCCCGGAAUGUGUGUCAGUAUAUUCCAAGGAUGGUCUUGGGGGCAUGUCACGGUCGUUGCACGGCCUAUAUCGAAAUCACCUGAUGAAGAGCCAAUAUGCCACCAGCGUACGGCCUCCGCUAUUGAACAGCUGGGAGGCUCUAUACUUCAAUCUUGAUCAAACCAAGAUAUAUCAAAUGGCUCUUGAAUCGGCUGCAUUGGGUGUCAAAUUGUUUGUUCUGGAUGAUGGCUGGUUUGGUGAUAAGUAUCCACGUUUGUCAGAUACGUCGGGACUUGGCGACUGGGUACCCAAUCCCAGGCGAUUUCCGCAUGGACUUGCUCCAUUGGUAAAGGAUAUCACAGCCCUGAAACCAGCCGACUCAUCCGCCAAUCUGCGAUUCGGUCUCUGGAUUGAGCCUGAGAUGGUCAAUCCUAAGUCAGCUUUAUAUGAGGAGCAUCCUGACUGGGUACUACACGCUGGGAAAUAUCCUCGAACCGAGCAGCGGAACCAACUUAUCUUGAACCUGGCCCUGCCUCAGGUACAAGAUCACAUAAUCAAUUCAAUUUCCGAUGUUCUACGCAGUGCAGAUAUCACUUACGUCAAAUGGGAUCACAACCGAUGUAUCCAAGAGUCGCCGUCAGCCCCGAGUCAUCACGCCUAUAUUCUCGGCGCCUAUCGAGUGUUUGAAGAGCUUACCUCACGUUUCCCCCAUGUCUUGUGGGAGGGAUGUGCUGCGGGUGGUGGCAGAUGUGACCCUGGCAUUCUCCAAUAUUUUCCUCAAGUCUGGAUAUCCGAUAACACGGACGGACUUGAUCGUAUUUUCAUUCAGUUUGGUAACUCGAUUGCAUAUCCAGCAAGUGCAAUGAGUGGCCAUAUCUCUGCUAUUCCCAACCACCAGACGGGACGCAGCAUUCCCCUGAUCUUCCGUGCUCAUGUCGCCAUGAUGUGUGGCUCGUUUGGGUUGGAAUUGAAUCCCGCGGAACUUCUGCCACACGAAAAGUCAACAUUACCUCAACUCAUAUCAAUGGCAGAGAAGCUGAAUCCACUCGUGAUCUCUGAUCCCUAUGCGGACAAUGGAGGUCACUCGCCAGUCAUGAAUCCUCAUUAUCCAGACAAUCGCACGCCCUCUCCAGGGCGGCCAUUACAGCCAUACCAACAUGAGACAGAAUUCCGACCAUUACAGAUGCCCUCGACGGACCACCUACUAGACCAGCCAACGUACUCGGUCGAAGGAAUCAACAACUCGUACGGUCACAACGAACGUUUCGAGGAACAUCAUACGCAAAACUAUCCGAACGAAUAUACAUUGCGCCCGGAAGAUCAUCACGACGCGUACUAUAACCAACCUUAUGAGCCAACGGGCAUCCCACAUGAUGACUACGACCUAUCCAACUACCCGCAUCAGGAGCCUUCUCCUUACCAAGAAGAUCGAGUUCCCAUUCUACAAGCAGAUAAUCCGUACGGACCAAAUCCCUAUGAGCCACCAGAGUAUACACAUGGCGACGACGAUAUCGCCAACGAAGCGGGCGGCCAGCCUGAGCACGUUCCAACCCCUCCUGAAAUGACUCCCAGCCCGGCGCCAAUUCGACGUUGGAAGACAGUCAAAGAAGUCCAAUUGUUUCGCGGAAAUUUGGUCUUGGAUUGUCCCGUUCCCCCCAAGUUACUAAACCAAGUGCCUCACGCUCAACCGCCUGAACGUGACGAGUUUACCCAUAUGCGUUACUCGGCCGCUACUUGUGAUCCGGCAGAGUUCUACAACGAUCGAUUCACUCUGCGACAGAGCUUAUUCGCAAAGCCCAGACAUACUGAAUUGUUCAUUGUCAUUACCAUGUAUAACGAAGAUGAGUUCCUUUUCGCCCGUACCUUGAUCGGCGUCUUCAAAAAUAUCGAGUACAUGUGCUCGAGAACCAACAGCAAGACCUGGGGCAAGGACGCAUGGAAGAAAAUCGUCGUGUGUGUCAUUAGUGACGGUCGUGCCAAGAUCAACCCUCGUACGCGUGCGGUGUUGGCUGCGCUAGGAGUCUAUCAGGAUGGAAUUGCCAAACAACAAGUUAACGGCAAGGACGUCACUGCACAUAUUUACGAAUACACCACUCAGCUGGCACUGGGUUUGAAGGGUACACAAGUCUCGAUCAAAGGACGCUCAGCCACCCCUGUGCAGAUGAUCUUUUGUUUGAAGGAAAAGAAUCAAAAGAAGAUCAACUCUCAUCGUUGGUUUUUCCAAGCUUUCGGCCGUGUACUCGAUCCUAAUAUCUGUGUGUUGCUUGAUGCUGGUACGAAACCUGGCAAAGACUCCAUUUAUCAUCUUUGGCGAGCUUUCGACUUGGAGCCGAUGUGUGGUGGAGCUUGUGGUGAAAUCAAGGUCAUGUUGGACAAGGGAAAGAAUCUCAUCAACCCGUUGGUUGCAGCGCAAAACUUCGAAUACAAGAUGAGCAAUAUUCUCGACAAGCCCCUGGAGUCGGCAUUUGGUUUCAUUUCCGUGUUACCCGGUGCCUUUUCUGCUUAUCGAUACGUUGCAUUGCAAAAUGACAAGACCGGUCAAGGACCACUGGAGAAGUACUUUGCUGGUGAGAAGAUGCAUGGUGCCAACGCUGGUAUCUUUACAGCAAACAUGUACCUUGCCGAAGAUCGUAUUCUGUGUUUCGAGAUCGUCACCAAGCGCAACUGUCGUUGGGUCCUUUCCUACGUCAAAUCAUCUACCGGAGAGACAGAUGUGCCCGAUCGCAUGGCCGAGUUUAUUCUCCAGCGUCGUCGUUGGUUGAACGGUAGUUUCUUUGCUGCCGUUUAUGCUAUCGCUCACUUCUAUCAAAUCGGACGCAGCAGUCACAGUUUCAUGAGGCAGUUCAUGCUAGGAUUUGAAUUCAUCUUCCAGACCAUCAAUAUGCUCUUCGCCUGGUUCGCAAUCGGUAAUUUCUUCCUCGUCUUCCACAUCCUCACGCAGUAUCUGGGCUCUACGGACCUCUUGGGAACCCCUGGAGCGAUUCUCGGUGUUGUCUUUGAGUGGAUUUAUUUGUCUACUUUGGUCGCCUGCUUUAUUCUUUCACUCGGUAAUCGCCCGCAAGGUUCAAACAAGUUUUACAUGACAAUGGUCUAUUUCUGGGUUAUUGUCAUGAUAUACUUGACUUUUGCAGCCAUCUUCGUCACGGUGAAAUCGAUACAAGAACAAACUAAGGAGAACGGAUUUACAUUUAGUGAUCUGUUCACUAAUCAGCAUUUCUUUACCAUUAUUAUAUCACUCGCAUCCACUUAUGUGAUGUGGUUCGUGGCCUCGCUGAUAUUCUUCGACCCAUGGCAUAUGUUUACUUGUUUCAUUCAAUAUUUAUUGCUCACACCCACCUAUACCAAUGUGCUCAACGUGUAUGCCUUUUGCAACACCCACGAUGUCACAUGGGGUACAAAAGGAGACGACAAGGCAGAGAAACUGCCGUCCGCUACGGUCAAGCCGGGUGGAAAAGUCGACGUCAGUAUUCCACAGGAUGGAGGCGAUUUGAAUGCACAGUACGAUAUCGAGCUGUCGGCAUUCGCAACAAAACCGCCGAAAGAAGUGCGCGUAAUUUCCGAUGCAGAGAAACAAGAAGACUACUACAAGGGAUUCCGCAGUGGUGUUGUACUUGUGUGGAUUUUCUGCAACUUUGCUCUCGGCGCUGUCGUCCUGAGUACCGCUGGCUUGGAGAAUCUCAGCUCCAGCAGUUCGACGUCUGACACUAGUACCAAGCGGGCUGAUAUAUACAUGUCGGUCGUUUUGUGGAGUGUUGCUGCUUUGUCGUUGAUCAAGUUCAUUGGAGCGAUGUGGUUUUUGGUUGUACGAAUGUUCCGUGGCGUUUAA
Molecule: messenger RNA, 4722 nt
Organism: Talaromyces amestolkiae
Lineage: Eukaryota; Fungi; Ascomycota; Eurotiomycetes; Eurotiales; Trichocomaceae
Exons: 7
Coding region: 1-4722 (1573 amino acids)
Biological process (GO): carbohydrate catabolic process
Cellular component (GO): cell periphery; cell septum
Molecular function (GO): alpha-galactosidase activity; chitin synthase activity
Source: RefSeq, a predicted model, not a curated record